AUGGCGCCAUUGCUCAAGCGGGUCCGAAAACUGUUGCCGCUCUGGAAGCAGGUCCUCCGAAGCACCAGGAACCUCGAGGCGCUCUUUGCGGACGGCGAGGUAAAGCCUUCGCUGCUACAUGGAGACCUCUGGAACGGCAACAUGGCAGGUAGUCCGAUGGGGCAGCCACCCGCCCUUUUCGAUCCCGCGGCCUACUUCGGCCACUCCGAGGCAGAGUUCGGCAUGGCUUGGUGCGCCGACUUCGAUGAGAAGUUUUGGCAAGGUUACAGGUCGAUCAUGCCGGAGGCACCAGGCUUCCGAAAGCGACAGCCGCUCUAUGAGGCCUACCACAAGCUGAACCACUACUGCCUCUUUCAGGAGAGCCGCUACCUUUCGAGUGCCGAAGCCCUCUUGAAGAAGCUGCUCUGA
Molecule: messenger RNA, 408 nt
Organism: Symbiodinium natans
Lineage: Eukaryota; Dinophyceae; Suessiales; Symbiodiniaceae
Source: the annotation of a GenBank genome assembly